Messenger RNA from Aedes albopictus (Asian tiger mosquito), 5681 nucleotides. RefSeq lists its product as uncharacterized. The transcript has 3 exons. The record is from RefSeq and is a predicted model, not a curated record. NCBI's taxonomy places the organism in Eukaryota, Metazoa, Arthropoda, Insecta, Diptera, Culicidae. The coding region runs from base 2997 to 4463 and encodes 488 amino acids.
AAAUAUAUACAUUGUGUUUCUUAUUUCAAAGUGUGAACCAACGGAAUUAGAACAGAUUUUGGUAAAUUGUUGCUAUUACAUCGGAUGUUCACCAUUUUCCCUCGAAUUUUAUGCAAUUCAACAAGCUGUGGUGGUUUUAGCUUAAGAUUAGAUGCAUAUAUGAAGAGUAGUGAUGAUUUAACUGGUUUUACAAAAAAAUCCAUCAAAUCCUGAACCACGCUGGCAUACAGAUACAUUUUUCCCGUUUUUGAAUUCUGAAUUAUGUAAUUUACUGUAAGUACUUCACAACUGUCUGUUAAAACCCAACUGUCGCUAUCUGAUUUACUAUCCAGGAUGAAAUCGUUAAGGUCUAUGAAAGAAUACGCUGUAUAAUCAUCGUUUUUCAUCAAACAGUCAAGUUUUUUACCAGCACUCCCAGUGAUUUCAAUUCUUUUUUUCAAAAUUGGCAGUUUAUCUGCCUUUCCAUUCUUUGUAUUUGAGUUAUUUGAAUUGGAUUGCAUUUCCGUUAUUCGCUUCGAAACCUGAGAUAGUGGCAGAUUACCUCCUCGAAUGAGCUUUUUCAAAGUGUACAAUCUGGAUUCGAAUGGAUAUGCGUCGAACGAAUCCAGGGGCCCAAAUCUUUCGACAUCAUCGACCAAAUGUACUAGAUUGUGCAAAUUACUGCAAAACAGUUGUGAACCAUACAUCACUUUAACUCCCUCUAAAAAGUCGGUAAUUAAAUUACGAGCAAUCAAGUAAUUUUCAGCUGGUUGAUCAUGCCUCGAGCAAAUUUGAAUUGCACAGUAAAAAUUCAUGAAAUGAUCAAAUAUUUCAUUUGACUCAAAAAAUUGCUUUAGUACGAUGGGGCUUAGAUACAGUAAAAAUGUACGAAAUUCGGUACCCUUCCAUCUAGCAACGUGUUCAAGACUUCUAGGAGGUCGUUUGAUUUCGCGAGGUAAUUUGCAUUGCUCUAAGAAGGCGGAAACAUUUUGAACUUGCGUUGCGGUCCAUUUUGCAUUCAAAUUGUUGAGUGUGCCACAUUUCCAACCAUUUAAAAAGCGUUUGGUGAUUCCUAAGUCUAUAAGAUGCAAAGCAUCACCAAUGGGAAAGUGGUUUAUCAUAUCUAACCCAUCGAUCUCCUCAAGAAUAGUGUCAGUUUUGUGAUGUCCUUCAUACACGCGGGCACGAAAAUCGGCGUCAGUCCGUAGAGGGGCAUCUAUUUCCGGGAAAAUCAUAGUUCUAUAUUCGUGGCAAUAUUCACCUUCAGUCACACACUUUAAGCAUGAGCUAUAUCCAUUGUGACCAAUAACGCCUGAAAUAUUCAUACAGAAUUUGAUAUGUUUACGUGCUAUGAAAACUGUAAAACUGUUACCUCGCAGCAUUGAUCUUGCCGGUGUGUCACAGAUAAAACAACGAACCUUAAAAUGAACUGUUUUUCCAUUAAUGACAAGGCCGUUUCGUAGAAUUUCAUUCAGUUCUCCGACAAAUGGCUCCAGGAACGCGUUAACAUCUUUUGGUUUGUCUGUUAAAUAAUAAUAUUCAUCAUAAUGUAAUUGGAAUCUAAUCACUCAAUCUUACACAUUCCUCCAAAAACUCCUACUACAAGAGGUGAGUGGUGCGCCUUCAAUUCGUGAAUGUUCACCAAAAUUGGCCAGAAAGACUGCGAUGAGCUUUUGAAUGUAGGUAAACCAUCUAUGUUGACGUUUAGGGAUAAUUGUUGCAAUGUUAAAUCAAAUUUGGAUAACGUUUCAGAAAGUGAUUUGGCGAGACCAUAGUGCCAGUAUCGCCCACCGUGCCGGAUGUCCGAUGAAAUAUCCGUCAUCCUAGGAGUUUGCACCAGAGUUCUUGCAUCUUUUGGCAAAUUAUUGUUAGAAAUAUGGCUCUUCAGGAUGUUCAGUAGCGAAUUUAUAGCAGUAUGCUUAAUUUGAUUUGUAAUUGCCCAGUUUCUCAAGUCGUUGCGUAAACCCUGGGGGUCCGAUUCCGGUACGUAGUCAGAUUCGUCAGAUUCGUCUUCGCUUUCUAUGACCUGCUCGUUUUGCUCAUAUUGAUGUGACCAAUCAAUUUCCAAUAAUGUGUCUGGAGCGGAAUCACUAGUGGCCGUAUCAUUGGUACAUUUGUCCGUUUCGGUGACGCUUAUCGAUGGUACUUUCGCUUCCGAGGUUGAUUGCAGCAAAAAUUGUUUUUGUUUGCGAAAAUUACCAUUUCGCCUAAUUUUUUUCCAAAGUUUUUUAUCCAGAUUGGAAAAUGAACUAUAUGAUGCCAUUUCAACGACUCAACUGAUACAUAUGUAUAAUUAUGUUCCACUGCCAAACUUAUAUAAAACUCUGGUAUUCGAUACGCCCCGUCAUUAAAAUAAAAAUAUGCAAAUUAAUUUUAGUAUUACUUUUACCGCAAAGCAAAGAAAAACGUCUGAACAGUAAAUAUUUCUGGCAUAAUGAUCCCCUCAUUACAUUUUUCAGUAUAAGUUUUCAUUAAUAACAUUAUGUAUAGUUUUUAUUUUUAAUCUAUUACAUAUUGAACAUCAUAUCGACAUUUUUAUGAUCGGUAGUGUAACAUAGCCUAGUUAAAAAUAAUGAUUUUAGUUUAUGUUGCAUAUGUUUGUUUGCUUACUGAAAAAACAUCAAUAUGACUUAAUGUAAACAAACAAAACAUCUUAUGUUUUACAAAAACUUAAUCGAAAACAAGUAUUGAAAGACAGACUGAAAAUGUUACUCAUAUAUGACUUAUGAAACAUACUGAACAUGUCAUCAUGUUACACAUGUUUGCAUACAUACUGCAGAAACCCUCAAUAUGACUUCAUAAGAACAAAUGAAACAUAUUAUGUUUCGACAGAACUUAACCAAAACAAGUAUUGGAAGUAAGACUGAAAAUAUUACUCUAAUACGACUUAUCGAACAUAUUGAGUCUGUUGAGCUGUAGAGGACAUAUCCUAUAGAUCUCAUAAGAUCCAACGCCAUUCAAGCGACGCGUCUCGUUCGUUAAGUGAGUAGUCGAUUUCGUGUAAUUUUUUUGUGAAAAUGUGCUUCUACGUCGUACAAACUCGAAAAACAAAGAAAUCAAAACCGAUUUUAACUGUAGUGCCGUCCAAAUGGGUGAAAAACAAUGUAGUGUAUUGGCCCCCGAACAAUUUAAUAACGCUGGCGAAAAACAAAGAUUCAUUACCGGAUGCAACAACCUGGAAGCAGCAGAAAUGCAAAGUAGUUGGCAAAGCGACUACUUUCGAUAGAGCCGAGGACACUAUGCAAAAAUUGGAAGCGCUGACAGAUUCUGAGGAUGCUGUUGAUAUGCCGAUGGGGACGCGAUUGCAUCCGGCAAAGAAGAAGCCCAAAUUCGUUUCAAAGGCAUAUCAAUUAGCACCACCCACGUCAAAAACUUCAUCUCAGGUAUACUUAUUAGAACUAACCAUCAAAUUUGCCGUGUUGAAUACUGCAAAUCAACCCAUGUUUGCGAUCGUCUCAGCAACUGAUGGCCGCGGUCGUCAAUUUUUGCAACUGGAAAACGGAUCAUUAGUGGAAAUUUCCGUGCAAAGCGAAGACAACGGCAUCGUUCCAACGCAUCCGGUUGAUGUAUCCGAAAAUAUGGAUCUGCAGUCAUCCGAAUCGUCGUUUCUUAUGGCCACCCCAAACUUGGACCCCACAGCAUCCGGAAGUGCCAAGCCAACGGAUUCGCAUAUCGGCAACACGACCAACACCAAUGAAAAUGAAAUAAUCCAAAAGCUGGAUACAAUUUUGAACCGUUUAGACAGAAUGGAAACCGCGGUCGAUAAAAUCACGAUUUUCAUGGCAGACACUCAGCGUUUUUUGCGUAUGAGGUCCGAUGAUUCCGAAUCGGCGCAAAUAGAAAGCACGCGAAAGAGAAAAAUGAACGAGGACUACUCCGAAAUCGAAGCUUUAUUCCCUGUUCCUGGUGAACAGCAGCUGUUGUUGCUGGAAAACAGUUUGAAAAAUCAAGCUGUGAAUGAUAAGUUCUACGGCUACUUCGAGUAUUCGUAUAAUUUGAAUGGUAAGCGGGACAGCGUCUCCUUUUUUAAAGUGUUGCUUCGGAAGGUGUUGGCACCAACUAUCCUGGUUCCAUACUCCUGGAAAGGACAAUCCAGAAACACACCUGGAACGGAAAGAAUGGGAAACAAAUCGUUCAAAAAUACGUUCCCGACUUUCAUCAGCUUCAUUCUCCGCGUCGUUCGCGCCGCUGACUACGAAUUUACACAAGAGCAGUGCCACAACGCUUUCAGCCUUUUUUUGCGAAACAAGCACACCGAAAUUAAGCGAUUCACAGGCGAAGGGAGCCAAAGGGAAGCUCAUGCACGCUUGCGUAGGAGAGUUGACACUGUGGAUAACGGAUCGACCACAUCGGAAGCUUUGGCCACAGUAUCCGAACCGAGAACCGAAAAUUCUGUUGCAUCUGCAUCUGCAUCGGAUUUCUCAUCGUCAGGAGACGAAUCGAAUCCCGGUACUUCGGAUCAUGAUGCCAUCGAAAACCCAUGAUAUCAGCAUCGUUUGAUUUUUGUUUUGAUUUUGAACUGAAGAGGUUGAGAAAAUGCAUAUGUGCGUUACAGUAACCUAAGGCUUACAUUUUUUGUUUCAAUAAAACGAAUUUUAAAGCGUAUUUUAGCCUUCAUUCAUUUAUAACGUUAAGAAAAAUUUAACAUGUUUAGACCCUUUCCCUCCCCCAAAGCGUUAUGUGAUAUUUGCACGAACCCUAAAUGCUCUUUCUAUUCAAAAUGUAUUAAUAAAUAAAUAAAAUAUCGUUGAAGAAUUCCCAAGAAUCUGAUUAGACUACCUAUCUAUAGAUAGCAAAAUAAAUCCUCCUGAUAGUGCCACGGGUUGACGUAAGUUAUGUUGUAAUGUAAAACCUAAGAAAUUGGAGUGUUCUAAUGUAUUUGCAUUUGUUAGCGAAACGUUAAGGUGAAGAUAUGACGAAGCCACAGCUCGAAUUUUCAUGAGCACAAAUCUGAAGAACCGAAAGUCGGUUUGUACUGAAAAGUUGAUCGAUUGGUUACCCGCUGGUAGUGACCAAUCGAUCAACUUUUCUGCGCAAACUGACAUUCUGUUCCUCAGAUUUUUGCUUUUAUUAAGCAGAAUAUAACUUUUGUUGAUUUAGAAUAGUAGUAAAUCCGUUACUUUCAUUGGAGGGUAACUUCAAGAUUAUUGACAUUUGUUACUUUUUUGGGUUGACCAAGAUUUUCCCUGACAUAUAAUUUUUGUUUUCAUAUUAUAGAAGCAUACACAACGGUUCCCUACCGGGAAUAUGUUUGAUGAACAUAUCGAGACAAAUAUAAAACAUAAUCAGACUUGUCAUAUUGCGACAAAAUAAACGUUAUUAGAACAUAUCCAACAAAAUUGGUAACAACAUGUCAAGUUUGUUUGAAAAGACAAAAUAUUUACUCAAAUACGACUUUUUAAUAAGAGAUCAUUAAAGACUAGUUUUUGGAAACAUGAAUAUGACUUAUACACGACAACAUUUGUUUUGAAAAACUUUGGAACAACUGUUAUAGGACAAAAUGAUUAGUUUAAGACUUCUGAUUAUGUUUUUGAUGUUACUUGGGACUCAAAUACGACUUUUUAAUAAGAGAUCAUUUAAGACUAGUUUUUGGAAUCAUGAAUAUGACUUAUGCACGACAACAUUUGUUUUGAAAAACUUUGAAACAACUGUUAUAGGACAACAUGAUUAGUUUAAGACUUCUGAUUAUGUUUUCGGUGUUA